AUGUCUAGUAACGAAGGAAAUAAUGAUAUUAAUAACGACUUUCACUAUAACAAUAACAACAAAAACAACUAUUCAGCUACUUCACAAAACUUUUUCGCUGAUUCGUCAACACCGAUACAAAACUUGCCAACACAAAAAGGAAAAUCAACACCAAAAAACAGUUAUAAUAGUAAUUUAACAGAAAACGAGUCUGCUUUCAUUGCAAGUGAAAAAUUUCAAGAAUGGGACAACGAAACUAGAUACGAGGAAGAAUCAACAGAGGAUGGAGAUUUCAGUGAUGUUUAUGAUCCGCUAGAAGCACUAAAUCAAGAGAAAGAUUUGGUUCGUACUCCAUUGCAAAAAAGAUGUUUUGAAUUUUUCGAAAGACCAAAAAGCAUAUGGGCUAAGUUAUUUUGGGUUGUCUCGUCGUUAUGUGUGCUCACCACUAUUACCAUGAUUUGUAUUGAGUCGUUGCCAAAUGUUAGUGAUGAUUUGCUAGCAAAACUUGACCCAAUCGAUAUUACAGUCGCUAUUAUAUUUACUAUCGAGUAUAUCGGGCGAUUUUACGCAUCCGUUAAUAAGCUAGUUUUUUUUCGACAAUUCAUGAAUAUCGUUGAUUUAUUAUCAAUCCUUCCGUUUUACCUUGAAUUGGUUCUUCCGAUUGCUGGUGGAUCAGCACUUCGCUAUCUUAGAAUUCUUCGGCUAUUCCGAAUUCUUAAAGUGUUCCACUUUGUCAGAAAUUCUGUGGUAUUUAAUAUAACUUUCCAAGUAUUCAAAAGAUCCGUAUCACAAAUAGCAAUGGUGCUCAUGUGGGUAUUUAUCAUAAUCCUCAUGUCAUCAGCAAUAAUGUAUUACCUGGAACGCGGAGAAUUCCACAAUGACGAUCACACCUGGUACAGAACAAGAAUGGACGGUACAAUCGAGCGUAGUCCCUUCCAAUCGAUCGUACAUAGUUUUUGGUGGGCAAUUGUUACAAUUACGACUGUCGGCUACGGGGACGACAUUCCGAUCUCCGGAUGGGGAAAACUGCUCUCUGGACUUACGGCUCUUUGCGGAAUCAUGGUUAUUGCUAUUCCCACCUCGAUUAUUGGUUCGAAUUUUAUCACGGUUUGGGACGCGUAUCGGCGCAAGAAAAUGCUUAAACGCAUACACAGAGAAAGUGCUCAUGUGGAUGACACGCUAGAAAAACAACAAACUAAAAAACAGCGAUUGAAAAUAUUGCGAGAUCAGAAUGAUGCGCUAUUACAAGUCUUGGCUGAGUUUCAGGAUCGUUUGAAUGAACUCAAUCCACCAAAAUACAAAGAGCAGUGCCAAAAAUUGUCCGAGCAGAAUAAACGAUAUAAAUCACAGAUACUUCGUCUUGAAUUUCUGUUGAAAGAGUAUCAAGUCAACGAAAAAAGCCCUAUUAAUGGCGGAUCAAAAUUGGACAGUUAUCGGCAUGACUCCUCAUACACGGAUGACUUAACGAUAAACGACUUCACCGACGAGCGAACCGAAUUCCCGAAAGACAACUCGGAAAAUAUGCUUAAAUCUUCGAAUUAUGUAAUUGAUAAAGAUAUUAAUGACGAAAAUGCACUUCCUAAUGUGGAUACAUCCAAAAAAUCUGCAUCCAAGAAAUCUACAUCCAAAAAAUCUACAUUCAAGUAUUUUAAAAAGUUUCAUAAAAAAUUUACACAUGGUCAUCGUAAUAAUGAAACCGAUAAUACACUUGAGAUAAAUUUUGUACGAGAACAAUCAGAUAAUAAUAACAAUGCAGAAGUGGCUCAGAAUUAUGGACAAUUGACAGAACCUUCCGCUAUUCAUUAUUCUAUUUCGAUUGCUACUGAAGAAGAAAUUGAAAAUAUCAACAAAACAAACAAAAAUAACGAUGAAAUGCUAUAA
Molecule: messenger RNA, 1860 nt
Organism: Ambispora gerdemannii
Lineage: Eukaryota; Fungi; Glomeromycota; Glomeromycetes; Archaeosporales; Ambisporaceae
Source: the annotation of a GenBank genome assembly